Messenger RNA from Mus musculus (house mouse), 2998 nucleotides. RefSeq names its product WAP four-disulfide core domain 3 (gene Wfdc3). The transcript has 5 exons. The record is from RefSeq and is a predicted model, not a curated record. NCBI's taxonomy places the organism in Eukaryota, Metazoa, Chordata, Mammalia, Rodentia, Muridae. The coding region runs from base 2436 to 2828 and encodes 130 amino acids. Gene Ontology annotation, molecular function: peptidase inhibitor activity. Gene Ontology annotation, cellular component: extracellular region.
GUUCGGGGGCCAUUCAGUCAAGGGACGAGGGCGGUGUGAGGGCAGCAGAGCAUACACUUCAGCGGGGGAGCACGGGGCUUCGGAUGAGGGCAGCCCGAAGUUCAAUCUUUGAAAACCGCAGGAACAUCUGAAAUCUUAGCACAGCCUCCCCCGAAUUGGAGUAGUCUGACUCAGGAACCGGGAAAGCCAACAAAAGAAGGGGUUGUUGGUGCCACCCUAAAUACCCAAACACCUAAACACCAUACUACUAGCCUUUGCGGGCUGCCGCUUGUGUCGAAAGGCAUCAGAAUGAAAGUUGGGUUUUGGCUUGUGAACUAGUCCUGUUGCAGAGAGCUGGCCUUCUCUCCCCUAGAUGGUUGAUUCUGGGAUAGGUAGGGGAUGAAAGGUUUAACAACUGUGGCGUUCUCCAGAGCUCCUCUUAGCACUACCUCAGAGAGUUUCAAGUAUUCCAGCCUGGACCAUGUAACUAAGGAUCUGCCUCCACCUCCACAAUGCCGGUUCACAGGCAUGCCACAGUCCACGUUUGGUUUAUGUCGUGUUGGAAAUUGACCCCAGAGUCGUCAUAUGGUUGAUACUAGGGCUGGAUUAUUUUAUGCAAAGCACUUAAAACUUUGGUAUAAGUAACUCCUUAAAUUAUUCUAAUAUAAUAGUAAUUUCCAGCAACCGUCACUUAAGGACUUUUUCCUCUGAAAUAUUAUUGUAUGUAUUAAAAUACUGCAUAUAAAACACAUAUUAGAUAAUCAACAAUGCCAGUUUUGUUCCAUGUUCCAACGUCCACUUUUAUUUUUUUAGGUUUACUUAUGUGUAUGAGUGUUUUGCUGGUAUGCAUGUAUGUAUGUACAUCAUUUAUGUACCUGGUAUCCGCAGAGGUCAGAAUAGGGUAUUGGAUCCUUUGGAAAUAAAGUUAUGGAUAAUUGUAAAUUUCCCUGUGGGUGCUGGGAACUGAACCCUGGUCCUCUACAAGAGCAACACAUGCUCCAUGACUGCUGGGCCAUCUUUCUAGCCCCAACAUCCACCUUUUAACAAGGCACUUCCUUGCUUUAAACAAUGGUGGCUUUUUUGUUUUUGUUUUCCCUUAGGCAAGACCCUCCUCUGUAGCUCUAGGCUGAGCUUCAAUUUAGGCCCAAGCUGACAGUGUAAUCUACCUGUCUCUCUCUGCCUUCCCAAGACUGGAAUGGCAAGCAGACACUACCAUGCCUGGCUUUGGAUAUAUGAAGAUAGUCUUUUGUUGUUACGUUUUUACCUGUACUCUGCCCUUAACCUUACUGGGCUCAGCGGUGUCACUGGACACUAUUAGAUAUCACAGCCAAUGGAGGACAUGUGCUAUACAAAUAAAAAGAAGCAGGGGAGAAGGUGACAGAGGAGACAUGAAAGACCGAGUCAUCGCAGCUGCCCUCUCUAAUUUUGAUGACUAUCUUUCAUUUUGUCUAAGAGUGGCAUAUGUGGUCCACAGGGACCAAGCUGCAACCCUUUUGUUUUCUCAUAUUGAUGCUGAAACACUCCGAUGCUCCUCUUCCCGGAGUUGGACAUGGUGUCAGGCUUAAGUUACAUCAUUAGCUCGGCUAUUUUCUUCUUAAGUUGUCUUUCCAGUUCCUCCCUGUCGAGGACUAGGUGCAGAGGCCCCUCUCCAGCCCAUGGACGGAACAAGGAACACUGAGCUUUUGUUCCCAUCAGGGUCAUUCUUGGCAAAGCCAGCAAUGGACUGGCGCCAGGGCUCUGGGGGGCUGAGGCCAGGUUUCCACGUAAGCUGUGGUUAAAUGUUCCAGACCUUGAGACAUGAAAUGCUUUGCUUACUGUACCAGAAUAUACCUUGCAAAAGAGGAGCUAGUGCUCCCUGUAAUUCUGCUGUAACUACCUGUAACCUACUGGUUUGUAUUCUGCUUCUCCAUCCGAGGCUAUGUAAAGAGUGGUGACAUUAAUAAACUUGCUGGCUUGAGUCAUCGGCCAUUGACCCUUCACACCCCCAGCUUUGGACUGUUUAUUUUUCUUAUCUCUGGUCCUUUCUCUCAGAAUCCCAGUGUGGACCCAGCAAGAACCACUGGUCUGGUUCACCCUCUGUCAUUUUGACUGCAACUGAGUCCUUCCAAAGCCCUUUUGGUCUCUCUUUGACCUUUAACCCAGAGGCUACCUCUCCAUUUUUCUAGCUUCCCACGGGACCUCAUCACUUGACUAAGAGUGUUAGGUAUAUCCCACGGCAGCAUUUGGUCCCUCCCAUCACAUGUGCUCUUUGGUAGUGCCAGGAAAUUUCCCACACGCCAGCAGCCAAUCACUGUUCUCAUUGUCAGGAGAAGCUGUUCUUAGGGGAUAAUUGCUUCAGAGAAACCACUGGGAUUAGAUUGACAGGAGCUACUUAGUCCUUCCUUCUGCUGCUACCUCUCCCCUGAACUGAGCUCCUGACUCUCAUAGCCAGCAGGACGUUAAGACACCUCUUCCUCAUGAAGGCACUUCUUGCUCUUGGGUUCCUGGCAUCUUGGGUAGCUGCAGGAGAGCACGCAUUGAGAGGUGAAUGUCCGGCUGACCCUCUUCCAUGUCAGGAGCUGUGUACCGGAGACGAAUCCUGUCCCCAGGGGCACAAAUGCUGCAGCACAGGGUGUGGCCAUGCCUGCCGCGGAGACAUCGAGGGAGGGCGGGAUGGUCAAUGUCCCAGAAUCCUGGUAGGCCUGUGUAUUGUCCAGUGCAUGAUGGAUGAGAACUGUCAAUCCGGGGAAAGGUGCUGUAAGUCAGGCUGCGGCCGCUUCUGCAUCCCAGGACUCCAGCCCCUCCAACAGCUCAAAGACUCCAACCUGACUGAUGGCUUUAAUUCUAAACUGGAGGCUCAAGCGCCCUAGCUGACCCGAUUUGCUUGGAGCUCCAGGAAGCCAGGAAGGGGUGACAUCCUGGGGCUUGUGACACUCCCUGGAGUAUCAGGCCUUUUCCUCGUAUCUACUGCUACUUGCAUGUAGCAUGGAACUGCCCUGGUGCUGGGCGCUUCUCUUUCCCAAUAAAAUGCUGGCAUGGA